AUGCCAUCUCUCACAGAUGUCCCAGUCGAGGUUCUCAUCGACAAUUUACUUCCUCAGAUAUCUCUUGUGGAUCUUCUGAGCCUAACUUGCACGAAUCAAUUCUUCGCGAUAGUAUGUUCAGAUGAAACAUUCUGGAAGAGGAAACUUGAAAGGGACUUCAACUUUUCUCCCACUGCAACUGCUCGCAAAAGUGGAUUCAAAGUCCUCUACAAGGGCUUGCGACGUCCUCAUCUAUUCGUUUGGGGUGCAUCGAAGGACGGCCGUUUGGGGCGUACAGAAGCCCUCCAAACACCUGGCGCACCUUAUCCUGAAGAACUCCGCAUCCCUAAUGUUAGAAUUGUCUCCUUGGUUGCUGGUGGAAUGUCGUUCCACGCCCUGGACUCCGAGGGCAAUGUCUAUGUUUGGGGAACUAUGGACGGAACCACAUUUGUACUGGACCGUGAUGGCUACUCUGAGCCGGGAAAGAUGUCUUCCACACCUCUCAGGCUACAAAUGCCGGCUCCAACUCGAAACAUCAGUUGCGGCAGGCUACACUCAGCCACGAUUGAUGCCAACCAACAUGUCUGGACAUUUUUAAGCUUUGGAACGCCCUUUAGGUUGUCUUCACCGUUACUAGACAACGACUCGCCGGAAACGAGCCCUCUCCAGGUUGAAUGCGGAUGGAAUUUGACCUCUGUCCUCACUAAAUCAGGCGAUGUCCUUGUUUGGUGGCCUUUCGGCGGCCCAAUGAAGACCCUCAUAGACCAGAAAGACGACGAGAUACACUCAAAUGGUAACAUCGUAGCGCCCGCAGUAGACGGGACCAUACUCUGCGCGCCAUGGGAGCUGUCUUUUAAUCCCAAAAGGCUGCCCCGACUACCACAACUGCCCGAUCUAUCUGAGGAAUCGAAUGAAUCACCUCCCAAACUCAUUCAAAUCGCGGCCCUCGAUUCGCAGAUUAUUGGACUAACAGACCAGGGACAUGUGGUUAAAUUCAGUUCAUUGGUUGACGAACAGGUUACCGGCGAAUGGAAAUAUUUGCCAAAUUUCAGUGAGGUCGAUCAAGUGCGGUCACAUACGGUAUUCGCGGAUGAUGGCAAUAAUAGACUCAAUGCACCGUCCUCCGUCAAAAUCACUCACAUCUCAGCAAAUUACCAACGUUUCUUUGCGUACUCGACUGGAUCAAGUUCAUUAGUCCUUAUGGGAUCCUUGAAUACGGGCCCUUCCGAACAACCAGAGAUCAUUCCAGCUCUUCAAUACAAAUCAAUCAUUUCCGUUGUCGUGGGCGAUUAUCACUACGGCGCAUUGACAUCGACCGGAAAGUUGUUAACAUGGGGGGCUUAUUCUUCGGGUGCUCUAGGACUUGGAGAUCCGCUCGAGCUGCCAGCAGGCGCACCUGGCGGUUUCCCAAACGAAAGGCUACGUUUGCAUGCUUUGGAACGAGGGUGGGGUCAGCCACCUGACGUCGAGGUUCCCUCGGAGGUUCGGUUCGACCACAAACUGAAUCAUACAAAAGACAGAUUUUGCUUCGCUGUAACGGCUGCGGGAUGGCACAUGGGCGCAUUGGUUAUAGACUUAGAAGCUUCUGAAGAUGACGACACAGUCGCUGAUCCCCUGACUCGCCCUGAACACCGAAAUGAACCCCCGUCGCAUGCUCGUUUCCCAGUGCCUUUACCACGGCCGCCUUAUCAUACUUCUGGUCCUGGCCAACUUCCUAUUAUGCCUCUCGCCCCUGGCUAUGAUGCUUCAUCGUCUGUGUUCCGUGUGGGUUUCCCUGGCAGAGGAGGCACGCCUGCCAAUUCUCAGCAGGGUCCCUCGACAUCCACAUUACACCCACAAGCGGAACCGCCUGUGCCUGGCGUUUCUUUCCCAAGCCUUGGACGUGGCGUGCGUAUUGGGUUUGCGGGGCGGGGCCUGGGGAGAGGACCCAGUGGUAGGGGACAAGGGGGCGUGGGUCAAUGA
Pleurotus ostreatus (oyster mushroom) is the source of this 1941-nucleotide messenger RNA. RefSeq lists its product as uncharacterized. Lineage: Eukaryota; Fungi; Basidiomycota; Agaricomycetes; Agaricales; Pleurotaceae. The record is from RefSeq and is a predicted model, not a curated record. The coding region runs from base 1 to 1941 and encodes 646 amino acids. Gene Ontology annotation, molecular function: guanyl-nucleotide exchange factor activity; protein binding. Gene Ontology annotation, cellular component: cytoplasm. The transcript has 9 exons.